This is a messenger RNA of Schizosaccharomyces octosporus yFS286, 4753 nucleotides long. RefSeq names its product RhoGEF Rgf3. The coding region runs from base 480 to 4337 and encodes 1285 amino acids. Lineage: Eukaryota; Fungi; Ascomycota; Schizosaccharomycetes; Schizosaccharomycetales; Schizosaccharomycetaceae. The record is from RefSeq and is a predicted model, not a curated record. The transcript has a single exon. Gene Ontology annotation, molecular function: guanyl-nucleotide exchange factor activity.
UUCGCAUAUUGUGGUAUUACGAGGUAAACCAGCCAUCUUGUAUUAGUCUUCCACCACCUCUUGACUUUUAAUCAAGACCUUUUCGUAACGCUCUCUUUUCCAAACUUUUUUUCUUUAUACGUUGUAUUCGUAAGCUUAGAAUUGGCAGCACAUUUUCUGUCUGCCUGUUGCAGAAUUGAAUUCUUUUUGUGUUCUUUAGAUGUUCAGGGCUUCUGUCCGCUUUUUGAAGUUCCAAUAGAGUUUUUGUUCGUUUUACUGUUAUUACUUCUUUCUUUUUACAAUCAAUUUCUGGGAUUCUUCGUAAAUUAAUAGAGCGUUUAUUUCUGUUGCAUUUGUGUCUUACGUUUCUUUCCUUUCUUGUCAGUCGAUAGACAUUAGUUCUCUUUUGUUCUUUUCCAAGUUGGGGUUUCGAUUUUUUGUUUUUUUUAGAAUACCAUCUUUCUUGAUUCUCUCCUUCUUUGAAUUUUUUUUUGCUUUAUAUGAAGCUCUCCAAUGACAUUUUUCGCAAGCCUUCUCGACAUGAGCACAGAAACAAACGCACGUCCAUAGAUUAUCCGGAUGACUUUCUGGCUUCUCCCGUUUCCACACCUAGUUCCACACCUAACACAUCUCCGGUCUCACCGAAACGACUCUCUAUAUCCGACUUUUCUUCUUUUCGUUUAUUUUCAUCUCCUUUUAAUUCACCCAAACGUCAUGAAAGCACACAUUCACGCCGACUUCCUACAACGCCCGAGCGUCCUCGUUUGUCUCCUUCCCGCCGUACUACCUCUUAUACCGUGCGAUCUUCCCCCGCUCUUCCUACAAUGAGUUCUAACUAUUUAUACGAUGCUGACCCAAACGGGACGGUCUCUUCGUUUCCCAAUGCUCUUCACACAAAUUUUUCCCCGAGCGAUCCUUUAGAUAUAGAUCCUUACCUCAUGUCCCCAGGUACGGAUGCGCAUCGUCCUUUACCGGAAACUCCAUCUCCAACGUCUUUUGUUACUCAUCCGUUGCCUCGUCCUCCGCUUUUGAGUGCUCAUUCAAACAAUUCUUCACCACAGAGCACUAGUUCUUCCAACAGCUUCUACUCUCUUUAUAAUGAGCAGCCUCUUUCCUUCUCUCCCGAACCUUAUUUACCUCUUUCCCCUAGUCGCUCUCCCUCUCGGUCCACAAGUCCAUUUCGUACUGCAAUUAAUGACGCUAAUGUUAACUCUGUUUCUCAACGUGACUCUUAUGGAUAUUGGAGUGAUCCUUCCUUUACGGAUUUGACGUCUUCUCCUAGUCCAGUGAGUUUUUCUUCUCCCAAUAAAGAAUUACAUAUUCCUAGAGAACUUCCUAAAGUCCCUGCUCGGCAAUAUGCUUCUGGCGACAUCUCAUCUCCUUUAAUGUCUCGCUCAUCAAGGCCCACUCAAGCGAAUGCUUUGUUUGGUAGCUGUCGUGAACCGUGGUCACUUAAAAAGCUUUUUAUGUGGUGCAAGGAAGAGGUUUUUCCCGCUCUUAGUGCAACAACGAUCGAUGGUGCACCUCGUCAAGAUCUUGCCCAAAUAAUGGCUAUGUUAUUCACAAUAUCAGUUCCAUCUAUGGACUUUCUCAUUGCCGAAGUCCUUGCAAAAAACAUCAUUAGUGACUGGAUUCAGAAUGGAUUUAUGAAAGUUAUUAACCUUGAAAAGUUGUAUAUAACCUUUGUUGAUGAUGAGUUUCCUUCCAAUGGUGGCGUACUUCCUAUUUUAACAAACGGCGGGUGCUAUUCAUACACAUGUCGUUCUAAAUCUACUUCUUCCAAGUACACAUGUUAUACUUGUAGGUGUGUAAGAAAAUCUACAAAUGGACUUACUCGUUCACAAGGGGACACUAGUGAUGAUUCUUGGAAUAUGUUUUGGAAUCUCUCACCCCAGGAUUCAUUGCCUUCAUCACUCACGAAAAAGGAAGUUGCUCGACAAAACAAUAUCCAUGAACUUAUUUGUAAGGAAUCAGAUUAUGUUGCUGAUCUUCACACACUUGCCGAACUUUUUAGAGACGGGAUUGUCCAAGAGAAUUCCAUUGUACCCAGUAACCGAGUGGCUGAUUUUAUACAAUCUGUCUUUGGAAAUGUUGAAUCAAUUCGUCAGCUACAUUCGCAAUUUAUUUUACCUCAAUUGAUCAUAAGAGAACGAUUGCAAGGGCCCGUAGUGUCUUUAAUAGGAGAUAUUCUUUUGGAAUGGGUACAUUUGGCUAAAACAUCCUAUAUAAAUUAUGCGAAGCAGUUUCCGUUGGCUGAUGAAACUUACAAGCUGGAAUGUCAACGAAAUACGUACUUUGCUCGUUGGUUAGCAAGUUGCAGAUCAGACCCCCGCUGUCGUCGACUAGAUUUUCAGCAUUUCUUACAAAGACCAACCCAAAGAUUACAAAGAUACACUCUUGAAUGGGAUACUAUUCUUAAACAUACAGAUCCUACAAGUUGGGAUUAUCAGUUGAUUAGUCAAGCUGAGAAAGAGCUAAGGGCAACAUGUGAAGAAUGUGAUGCAGUAAUUGCUACAGUUUUAGAGUCCAACCGUAUCCGUGAUCUUUCAUACCAAUUAUUAUUCAAAAAUCAUGAAGGUAUCAAUCUGGAAUUGAGAGAUCCGGAACGAGAAUUCUUUUUCGAAGGACCUGUUUUUAGAAAAAGUGAAUCACGUCUUGAUUGGAUCGAAAUUCACAUUUUUUUGCUGGAUAAUUAUUUCAUCAUGGCCAAAGCAAGAAGAGAUAAGAGAACAAAUUCGAUGAAAUACUUGGUAUCGAAGCGGCCAAUACCGAUGGAUCUCUUAGUACUUAACCCGUUAAUAGAGGAAUGGAACUCAAGAUCUAGCAAAUUUUUAGGAACUUUGGCAAGUAACUUCCCCUACGAAGGAUCUCUCAAUGCUAGGUCAAAGAGAAAAAGUCGCUUGAACUUGGAUAUUCGUAAUGAUUAUAAUUCCGACAGGAUGAAUGAGGAUUCAUGGAACAAUUUAACACCCGAAAAACCGCAUUUUUAUCCUUUUACAGUAAGACAUCUUGGUGGACUUUCUUCUACUUACACUUUAUAUACGGAAUCUUCGCAACUCCGAAAACUUUGGAUGGACAAAAUCAAUUUUGCCAGAAAAAGACACGCUCAAAAGAUGCACAGAAAAAAUCCGUUUACAUUGCAGAUUGUUAGCGACGUAUCUUUUCAGUAUCCGCCUGCUGAUAUAUCUGGCACACUUGACUCGUCUUCUCGAUCGCCGGAAAUAAGCUUGGUUGAAGGAUCCGUAGUAGACCGAGCAUUGACAAUGGCAGCUUGGAGCUAUCCUAUACACAAUGAAGAUGAUCUACCCGAGGCCAUUAAUUAUGGGGAUAUAACAUGUAUUUCGCAAUUUGGAGGCACGGAUGGAAAGUUGUCAAUUUGUAUAUCUACUACGACCGGAGUUUUCCUCGGCUUCUUUGGGGGUAAUAGCAAUAUUCGUGAAUGGCGUAAAAUUUCGAGUCAUAGACGAGUAACUCAGAUAGGAUUUUUGGAGGAAUUUGACUGUUUGUUAGAGCUACGUGAUCGAUCCAUGUAUGCCUAUAGACUAAGCCGAGUAAUUGAGAGUGGAACUCUAGAGCCUAAAGUUGCAAUACCUGUUGGUAAUUCUCACAAUAUAUCCUUCUUUAAGAUUUCUAAACUAACGGAAGGUGCAUCUUUAAAACGAGAAAGGACACUCAUUUUCUUUAAACAAGGAUCCGGUAAUUCCAGUUCUAUCCAUUGUUGUGAACCUGUUGUUGGGCUUGGUCAUCAUAAUCAAAAAGCCUACAACUUCAAAUUAAAGAAUGUCAGUUCUUUCCGCACUUUGGAGGAAUUUCGAGUACUUGCGGACUGCUAUUCCAUCAAUUGCUUCAAAUACUCUAUAGCUAUCAGUCGACAAAAGGGAAUAGAUAUUGUACGCUUAGAUCCGAAAUUGGCGGUUAGUUUUCCUAGUCCCUCUGUUUUGGCGGAUCCUCUCUAUCGCUCACGUUUAAACAGUUCCAAACCUCUAGGAGUAUUUCGUGUUCAUGAUCCAGCAAUAUUUGCUUGUUGCUAUCAAACUGGAGCUCUGUUCGUUAACGGCGAGGGAAGUUUGAUUAAAAAGGACGCAUGGCUGCCAUGGAUAGGUAGACCGAAUUCGAUUGCAUGUCACGAAGGAUACCUUAUGGCAUUCAGUGAUGAUUUCAUAGAGAUAUGGAACUCUCGCUCAAUGAAGCAAGUACAAAUUAUUCAAGGAAACAAUAUCAGACUCCAUUCUAGCAACAGCGAUUUACUACCUGACGGAAAGCAUGUCAUGUUUAGCAUGACACAUCCUCAAUUUCAUGAUCGCCAUUUAAUCCUUGCAUUAGACCUUGUAAAGGAAGAAAAUCUAAUGGACAUAUGAAAGUUUUAUCAGACGUAAUAUUUAUUCUUUUUAUUUUUAUUUUAUUUUUUUAGGAUUUUUUUUUUUUUACUAAUGUGGUCUUGGUUCCUUCUUUGUUGCUUAGUGCUGGUGGUAUAUAGGUUCCGCAAGGAUGGAAAUAUUUAGGAAUCCAUGAGGUUUUUAAUUGUUUAACUUACAUUACAUGUACACAUUAACAAGUGCAAUAUCUCUAAGUAUAUACCCUCAUAUAUAUGAUUUGUGAUGUCUAUCAAAUAUUUGAAAAUACCGCUUCUAACUAUUAUUUAUGAUUUGGCAUAUUGAUUGCAGCAUUUUUGCAUUUGGGCUAAUUAGUUUUUUAUUUUGAUGUUUCAGUUACUUCAUAAGAAAUAUAUUGAUUGUUUAUAAUGGCUUUUUAGGUAUUUGCAACACUUAUCGAA